Cololabis saira (Pacific saury) is the source of this 1245-nucleotide messenger RNA. Its product is annotated as zinc finger and SCAN domain-containing protein 31-like. Bases 1 to 1245 code for a protein of 414 amino acids. Gene Ontology annotation, molecular function: DNA-binding transcription factor activity, RNA polymerase II-specific; RNA polymerase II cis-regulatory region sequence-specific DNA binding. Gene Ontology annotation, cellular component: nucleus. Lineage: Eukaryota; Metazoa; Chordata; Actinopteri; Beloniformes; Belonidae. Gene Ontology annotation, biological process: regulation of transcription by RNA polymerase II. The transcript has 2 exons. The record is from RefSeq and is a predicted model, not a curated record.
AUGGCGGCGGCGUUGACGUAUCGCUGCAGCUCGGUGGGGCGGAUACCAUGGAUGGGACUACAGGCUGCUGUAAUUAAGACGCAGAAGAAGAAACGCAGCGAUCAGCUGGGAGACAGUUUUGUUGUCAUGUCCCACCUGAAUAUUUGCGUCUCUGGAGCAACAAUGUUUUCAGUUCAGGCUUUGAGGGAAUUCGUCAGCGAGCGACUAACUGCAGCUGCGGAAGAAAUCUUCUUAGAGUUUGAAAAGGCGAUAUUCCGCUACGAGGACGAGGUGGACCGGCAGCGCAGGCUGCGGGACGCCGACUGGAAGCCGCAGAUCCGGUUGUACCGGAUAGAUCACCCACAGCAACAUGUCAAGGAGAAGGAAGUUCUGUCUGAGCAGCCCGUCCUGGACCGGGGGAGGGGGUCCGGUCCGGACCAGGGGAUGAACCUCAUUCUGCUCCAGGAGGAACCAGUACCUCCACAGAUUAAACAGGAAGAGGAGGAACUCUGCAGCAUUCUGGAGGAAACGGAGCCGCUGGUUCUGAAGCAGGAGACUGAAACCUUCACCUUUACUGCCAUUUACCAGGAACCUGACUUCACUGAACCAGAACCAGAACCAGAACCUGAGCAGCUUCACUCUCAGACCUCUCCCUCAGCCGAGAACCCGGAUCAGGACCGGAGCAGGAAUCUGGACUCAGGAUCAGCCAUGGACACGGAGAUGAGUCCAAACCAGCGACCUGGUUCAAACAGGACUGACAGCAGACGUGUGGACCGGUCCUGCGGGCCCUCCGGUUCCUCCGGGUCCGCGGGUCCGGUGGAAACCCAGCUGGGUAAAGAGUGCAUGAAAUGUGACGUUUGUGGAAAGAGCUUCCGCCACAAGUCCUUCAUAGAGCGACACUACCGGACCCACACGGGGGCCCGGCCCUACGGCUGCUCGGUGUGCGGGAAGGGCUUCGCUCAGAAAGGGACGCUGGUGAAGCACCUGCGGGUGCACACGGGCGAGAGGCCGUACCACUGCCAGACCUGCGGGAAGCGCUUCAGCCAGAGCUGCAGCCUGCUGGCCCACCUCCGGAUGCACUCGGGCGAGAAGCCGUACCCCUGCCAGACCUGCGGGAGGACCUUCCCCUCCCGCUCCAAGCUGCGGCUCCACAACCGGGUCCACACCGGGGAGAGGCCGUACCCCUGCGGCGUGUGUGGGAAAGGCUUCAGCCGGAGGGCUCACAUGAAGAAUCACAUGACCGUCCACGUGGGGGACGAACGCUGA